AAUAUAUCAAAAAUGAGAAAUAAUAGUGUAAUUUAUCCUAUUUUCUAUUAGACGUGCGGGUGGACUGAGUUUUUAUGGGAACUCAUACACAGAUUGACAUGCUGAGUACGCAGGUCGCUGUGUCGUCCGUAUUCGUGAUCUUCAUCUACUCAGUGGCCAAUGCAGCUGCACAGUCUUCCUGCCCCAAGCCGAUUGUAAGAAGAGAGAUUUUGAAAAAGGGAUUUCACAGGGAUUUAGUAACCAGGGUGAACGUUCAGGGCUUUGCAGAGCAGGUGAAGAGCUGCAGAGUACUGAUCCGGGAGACUAUCCCAUCUGGUCUAUUUCUGGAUCCAUAUCAGCUUUCCUCACUGCAGCAGCACAAUCUAACAGAGGUUGUGUUGCUGUCAUCAGUGGAUGUAGAGGCUCCUGAAUACCUCUCCACAGGAAAUACUGCCCUGGUGUAUGCAAAGCCAGACCAGUCAUGUGACCACUGCUUCAUCUCUACAGUUCCGGUACAUGCCCGAUACCACCGCCCAUCAGCACAAGCCCAUGACAUAUCACUUGUUCUCCAGAACCCUCAGUUGCUCAUUUACUGCAGUGAAGUACGCCAGCGAAGCGCCACAGACAGGCCACAGCCAACUGAUGGAGAUGGUGGGAAUGCAGGUUCGUCUUCUGCAAGCCGCCCUCCUUUAAGGCGGCCAUCACAGGGCUCUGUGAGUUUACCUAGGAGGCCCAGUAAGACGCGUCGUGUGGAGUCUGAUUCUGCGGCUCCAUCUUCACCACCCAGGCGGCGCAUCUCCGCAGUGCUGGCCCAGCCACCACAGGCAACGUUGGCUAGUCCCCAAAGUGAUGAGCCACGAUCACCUCAGCUGUCUGACCCAACCAUCAUGGCCGAGGACGACCAGCAGGAACCUGACCAACAGCCAACCUUUACACUGCACCUUACGCCCGUUGAUCCUACCCAGCCAACCCAGCAGCAGGAUAUGCCCCAAGCCUCAGUAAGGCCACAAUUGAUCCCUACUCCACCCCAGCAACAAAUGUCCGCAGACUUUUGGACCAGUUGGGCCACACAACAGGUCCAAAACACUGCCUACCUGAACACACACACACAACACCUUGCCAGUCUGCCCCAUCAUCUUCUGCGCAUUAGUCGGAACUCGGGAAGACUGAUUGUUCAGGUAGGCAGAAUUGCUACAUCAAUGGAGCAAAUCAGGGCGGACAACACGCAAAUGCUUUCAAAUUUGACGCGCAUCAUCGAUGAGCAACAGCGGCAGCAACAAGCCCUAAUACAAGUUAUACAGCACAAUCAGGUAGUGAAUGAAACUUUGUCUCGGAUUGUGGCCAGCAACACUGCCACAAAUAAUCAGCUGAAUGCCAGUAUUCAUAACUUGAGCCAAAGCAUAACUCUGAUGGCAGCACAACAAGCCAGCUCCAGCUCAGGAACGACUACCCCUAGCCAGACCCCAGUUACCUCCCCUGUUCGACGAUCAAGCAGAACACGGCCCAGCGACCCUGCUCAAACCUCUGCACCCAGCACACAAAAGAAAAAAAUGAAGAAUACAUGA
Pseudophryne corroboree (corroboree frog) is the source of this 1544-nucleotide messenger RNA. It is a transcript of the gene PIGX, whose product is annotated as phosphatidylinositol glycan anchor biosynthesis class X. Bases 75 to 1544 code for a protein of 489 amino acids. The record is from RefSeq and is a predicted model, not a curated record. The transcript has 8 exons. NCBI's taxonomy places the organism in Eukaryota, Metazoa, Chordata, Amphibia, Anura, Myobatrachidae. Gene Ontology annotation, cellular component: endoplasmic reticulum membrane. Gene Ontology annotation, biological process: GPI anchor biosynthetic process.